CAGGCGGUGACACGUUAAUAUUUUAUUUUACACAUUAAUGCAGGCUGUGUAGCAUUACAGCUGCAUGUAAGCAGACAUACCUGGAUCAGUAUCAGUGCACAUACAGCAAUCAUGCUCCCGCAGGAAUCCAUCCCUGGCUCCCGCUGCAGCCCGUGCCACAGCCGGCAGGCCUCUACCGGCUCCCGCAGCCCGUGCUAAGGGCGGCAGGGGGUGCCAGCGGUGCCCGGAUCGCGGGGCGCGCCGGGCGGGCACACGGGGAUCCCCUCACGCCGCAUCACCGCGCCGCUGCCACCGCCGGAGAGGAGGUUUGAACCGCGCCGGCCGCCGUACGGGGAGGUGCCACUGCCGCUUCCGCGAGAGGUGGCCCCCGCCGCGCAUGGAGGAGCUGCCCGUCGUCGUGCUCCUGCUGCUCCUCCUCGCCUUGCUGCUUGUGCCGCUGGUGCUCCUGGAUAGGAGGCGCCGCGGCCGGCGGACGCCUCCGUUCAGUGUCCUGGUGGUGGCCGGCUCUGGUGGGCACACAACAGAAAUCCUGAGGUUACUCAGCUGUUUGUCAGAGUCAUACUCUCCUAGACAUUAUGUUUUGGCAGACUCAGAUAAGAUGAGUGAAGCUAAAAUACGUUCUUUUGAACAAAAAAGGGCUGAAACAUUCUCCAAGUCCCAGUUCAGCCUGGAUCGCAUUCCCAGAAGCCGGGAGGUCAGACAGUCCUGGAUCUCCUCUGUGCUAACAACACUGUACUCCAUACUUUACUCCCUUCCUCUGACCUACAAACGGAAACCAGAUUUGAUAUUGUGCAAUGGACCAGGAACAUGUGUUCCUGUCUGUUUAUCUGCUUUUCUUUUUGGCCUCCUACGAAUAAAGAGAACAGUUAUUGUGUAUGUAGAGAGCAUCUGCCGUGUGGAAACUUUAUCCUUGUCUGGAAAGAUUCUUUACUACUUUUCAGAUUAUUUCAUUGUUCAGUGGCCUGAUCUAAAGAAAAAAUAUCCCAAGUCAGUGUAUCUUGGUCGAAUAGUGUAACAACAGAAGACAAGCUAAGCUUUACCUGAAAUAGACUCUACAAGCUCCUCACUUGCAUUCCUGUAGUAAUUUAUUUUCAAGAAUUCCUGUCACAAAAUUAGGCUGGUACUUUAAAAUGAGACAAUAAAGUUUCCUCUACAUUUAA
This is a messenger RNA of Passer montanus (Eurasian tree sparrow), 1160 nucleotides long. RefSeq names its product ALG14 UDP-N-acetylglucosaminyltransferase subunit (gene ALG14). The transcript has 4 exons. Lineage: Eukaryota; Metazoa; Chordata; Aves; Passeriformes; Passeridae. Bases 377 to 1015 code for a protein of 212 amino acids. The record is from RefSeq and is a predicted model, not a curated record. Gene Ontology annotation, biological process: dolichol-linked oligosaccharide biosynthetic process. Gene Ontology annotation, cellular component: UDP-N-acetylglucosamine transferase complex.